Lathyrus oleraceus (garden pea) is the source of this 1017-nucleotide messenger RNA. RefSeq lists its product as uncharacterized. The record is from RefSeq and is a predicted model, not a curated record. Lineage: Eukaryota; Viridiplantae; Streptophyta; Magnoliopsida; Fabales; Fabaceae. Bases 1 to 1017 code for a protein of 338 amino acids. The transcript has a single exon.
AUGAGAAUCACUCGGUUGGUGAAUCAAGUGAAGGAAUGCAAAGAAACUGUUAUGGAGCAGUAUGUUGUCGCGAAAAUCUUGUGUUAUUUAACACCAAGAUAUGACAAUGUAGUUGUGGCGAUUGAGGAAUCGAAGGAUCUUGUGAUGAUGAGCAAAAAGGAACUGCAAAGCUCUAUUGAGGCUCAUGAGCAAAGAAUGGAGGAAAGAAAUUCCGAUAAGGAAAAUGAGGAUAUUGCUUUGCAAGCUCGCUUCAACAAGAAGGACAAGAGGUUGAAAGGAAAAUGGCAUGUGAAGAGUAAAGGGAAUUUUCAUAACUUUGGUGGAAGAGAGUAUCAAAAUUCAAAGAAUUCAACUUGUCGAAGGGGUGAUAGGAGAUGCAACAAAAAUGGUGGUCAAGGCAACUUUAGAGGUGAAAAGAAAAGGUUUGACAAAAGCAACGAGUAUUGCUUUAAGUAUAAAAGGUUUAAUCAUUUUGCAAAAGAUUGCAAUGCGAACAAGAAGGAUCCUCAAGGGGAUGAAGCCAAGGUUGCAAGACAAGAGUUUGAUAAAGAGAAUACACUCUUAGUCAUGAUCACAAAAGGAUAUUACAGCAGCAACAAUCACAAUUCAAGGAAUUCCGUAAAAUUGAUUUGUGAUUGGUUGCAUGAUAUGGUUAGUCGGUUACAUGCAGGAGAAACAAACAUGAUGGGUAUGAAAAGAGUCCAAUGCAACGAGGAGUGGUAUUUGGACUCGGGCUAUUCAACUCAUAUGACUGGGAGGAAGGAUUGGUUUGUUAAAAUCAAUCGUGCCAUGAAGAAAAAAGUGAAGUUCACGAAUGACACCACUCUAGCGGCUUAUGGGAUCGGUGAUGUUUUGAUAAUGAGAAGCGAUAGUGGAUAUUCCUUGAUAAAAUAUGUCUUGUACUUUCUAGGAAUCAAAAGUAAUCUUAUAAGUAUUGGCCAAUUACUUUGGAAGGGUUACAAGACUCACAUGGAAAAUAAGGGGUUGCACGUUAUGGAUGAAGAUUAUGGAGCAUAG